Molecule: messenger RNA, 1161 nt
Organism: Molossus molossus (Pallas's mastiff bat)
Lineage: Eukaryota; Metazoa; Chordata; Mammalia; Chiroptera; Molossidae
Product: glutamine synthetase-like
Cellular component (GO): cytoplasm
Molecular function (GO): glutamine synthetase activity
Source: RefSeq, a predicted model, not a curated record
CGCCCCCCAGAACAUCUUCCACCAUGACCACCUCGGCGAGUUCCCACUUGAACAAAAGCAUCAAGCAGGUGUACAUGUCCCUGCCUCAGGGUGAUAAAGUCCAAGCUAUGUGUAUCUGGAUUGACGGUACUGGAGAAGGACUGCGAUGCAAGACCCGGACCCUGGACAGUGAGCCCAAGUGUAUAGAAGAGUUGCCGGAGUGGAAUUUUGAUGGCUUGAGUACCUUACAGUCUGACGGCUCCAACAGUGACAUGUAUGUUGCCCCUGCUGCCAUGUUUCGGGACCCUUUCCGCAAUGACCCCAACAAGCUGGUGUUCUGUGAAGUUUUAAAGUACAACUGCAAAGCUGCAGAGACCAAUUUAAGGUAUACCUGUAAACAGAUAAUGGACAUGGUGAGCAGUCAGCAUCCCUGGUUUGGAAUGGAGCAGGAGUAUACUCUCAUGGGCACAGAUGGGCACCCUUUUGGUUGGCCUUCCAAUGGCUUCCCUGGCCCCCGCCCGUACUACUGCGGCGUGGGAGCAGACAGAGCCUACGGCCGGGAUACUGUGGGGGCUCACUACCGGGACUGCUUGUACGCCGGCAUCAAGAUCGCGGGGACCAAUGCCGAAGUCAUGCCUGCCCAGUGGGAAUUCCAGAUAGGACCCUGUGACGGAAUCAACAUGGGAGAUCGUCUCUGGGUGGCCCGUUUCAUCUUGCACCAAGUUUGUGAAGACUUUGGAGUGAUAGCAACCUUUGAUCCCAAGCCUAUCCCCGGGAACUGGAAUGGUGUGGGCUGCCACACCAACUUCAGCACCAAGGCCAUGCGGGAGGAGAACGGUCUGAAGUGCAUUGAGGAGUCCAUCGAGAGGAUGAGCAAGCGGCACCAGUACCACAUCCGAGCCUACGAUCCCAAGGGGGAGGACAAUGCCAGGCGCCUUACUGGAUUCAACGAAACCUCCAACAUCAACGACUUUUCUGCUGGCGUGGCCAACCGGAGUGCUAGCAUCCGCAUUCCCCGGGCUGUCGGCCAGGAGAAGAAGGGUUACUUUGAAGACCGGCGCCCCUCUGCCAACUGUGACCCCUUCGCCGUGACAGAAGCCCUCAUCCGCACGUGUCUUCCCAACGAAACUGGCGAUGAGCCCUUCCAGUACAAGAACUGAGCGGACCAGACUCGCAGCCGUC